Messenger RNA from Thelazia callipaeda (thelaziosis nematode), 1617 nucleotides. The record is from the annotation of a GenBank genome assembly. Lineage: Eukaryota; Metazoa; Nematoda; Chromadorea; Rhabditida; Thelaziidae.
AUGCGAAGCGAUGAAGAAGACGUAGAUAUGGCUGAUGAAGCAGUUGGCAUGCUCUCUGCAGCUGAAGCAGAACAAGUUGCUGGAGGAGCUCGAUCUCUAUCUGGUGGCUUGCAGACUUCAAUGGCAAAAGGUUCAACUUCUGGACAUCAUACUUUUCCUGAAAUGAUACACGAUCGCUCGAUGAGUUUAUCGCAUGUGCUCUUGUUUGAUCGAGUAUCAAGGAGAUGGUGGAACCCGCAGUUUACAUCUGCAGCUUUAGAAGCUCAGUACUGGAAAUGUACCUUUCCCCAACUCAGGGAUAGGUUCAGGUCUGGACUAAUCUAUAUCUGCUUCUCCUGCAUUUUAUGGAUUGUAUAUUUAGAAAUUUUCGAUCAUGCAAGCAUGGCCCAUUGGUUGGUAUCAGCUGGCUUGUUCACACUAUCAGUUGGAAUGUUCCUUUUCACGUUAUUUACCGUGCAUUAUCAACGUUUUUAUUUGCCAGCAUCAUUUCUUUGUGUUUUCAUUCUUUGCGCAGUAACUUUACUCAUUUUUUCUGAUACAUCGAAUUCGUUUAUGGGACCGAUUGGAGACUUAGCCACUAGUUUUCAGGUAGUGUUAUUAAUUUAUAUGAUAAUUCCAUUACCGCUUUAUCUAUGCAUUUUAAUUGGCUUAGUAUAUUCAACGCUAUUUGAAAUGCUUGGUACUGAGAUGACGAAUUACUUGGAUACACCUGGUGUUAAACUUAUUUUGCAUUUUGGUAUCCAUCUAUUAGGUGUUCAUUUAUUCAUCCUUACUCAAGUUCGACAACGGAAAACAUUUUUGAAAGUAGGCCAGUCUUUAUUGGCACGUAAAGAUUUGGAAGUGGAAACUCAAUUUAAAGACCAUAUGAUACAGUCUGUUAUGCCAAAAAAGGUUGCUAAUGAACUGCUAAAGGAAACCAAUGUACGUAGAUCUUCCUCUGGUCACGAUGCACACUUGCGCGUAAAAAACGACGUAAAUUUGAAAGAAGAUAAGUCGGAAGUGUGUAAUCCAAAUACUGCAUCAUCUGCAACUUUUUUGGCUCCAAAUGUUCGAAAAUUUCGACCUUUUACUAUGAAUAUGAUGACAAAUGUUUCCAUUUUGUUUGCUGAUAUUGCUGGCUUCACAAAAAUGUCAUCAAAUAAAUCAGCUGAUGAACUGGUAAAUUUGUUGAAUGAUCUAUUUGGGCGCUUCGAUUAUUUAUGUGGUCGAUGCAAUCUGGAAAAAAUCAGUACUUUAGGAGAUUGUUAUUAUUGUGUGGCAGGUUGUCCUGAACCUCGAUCAGAUCAUGCUCGUUGUUGCGUAGAAAUGGGAUUAGCUAUGAUCACUGCUAUCCAGCAGUUUGACGAAGAUCGUGGUCAGCAAGUUAAUAUGCGUGUCGGUAUACAUACAGGAAAGGUAAUGUGUGGUAUGGUUGGUAUGAAACGAUUUAAAUUUGACGUUUUUUCAAAUGAUGUAACGCUUGCUAAUGAAAUGGAAUCAACUGGAACAGCUGGACGUGUACAUAUUUCAGAAGUUACUGCAAAAUUUCUGAAUAACGAAUAUAUUUUAGAAGAUGGACCUGAACAUGCUGGUAUGUUGCGCUCACACUCCUUGGGAAUUAAUCAGUUACUUAAUUAA